Messenger RNA from Brugia pahangi, 462 nucleotides. Lineage: Eukaryota; Metazoa; Nematoda; Chromadorea; Rhabditida; Onchocercidae. The record is from the annotation of a GenBank genome assembly.
AUGGUACCGUACUUUUUGUUAUUGUACCUCUUGUUACCGUACCUUUUAUCACCGUACCUCUUGGUACCGUACCUCUUAUCACUGUACCUCUUGGUACCGUACCUGUUUGGUACCGUACCUCUUGUUACCGCACUUUUUGGUAUGGUACCUCUUGUUACCGCACCUUUUGGUACCGUACCUCUUGGUACCGUACCUUUUAUCACCGUACCUCUUGGUACCGUACCUCUUAUCACUGUACCUCUUGGUACCGUACUUUUGUUAUUGUACCUCUUGUUACCGUACCUUUGGUACCGUACCUCUUGGUACCGUACCUUUUGGUACCGUACCUCUUGGUACCGUACCUUUAUCACCGUACCUCGUGGUACCGUAUCUUUUAUUACUGUACCUCUUGGUACCGUACCUCUGUUACCGUACUUUUUAUCACUGUAUCUCUUGGUACCGUACUUCCUAUCACCGUUUUAA